GUCGUAUUAAUUUGUUUUGUAAACAAAUCCGUCUAGGUAAUGUGGGUGAGUUCUAAAUGAAAGUGGAAAUUGUUGAAGAAAAUCAAUUGAAUUAAUUCUUCUUCUUAAAAAUUAAUGGUGUGGUAAAAAUCAAAAUUCUUAUUAUCAUGGGAAGUUGUUUGGAUUGUUGCAAAGGAUCGGAUCCUCCUUAUACAUCCCCUAAUGAUGAGGAAAGAAGACAAAGAAUGGUUGAAGCUGCUGAAAGGCGACAACAUGAACAGGAAACCCGUGGCUUGAAGGAUGAUUUAGCAGCCAAACGUGUUGAGAAAAAUAAGGAAAGAGCUAGGCAAAUAGAUGAAGCUUUGGACAAAUCGAAUUCAGAUGCACAUCUGAGGUGGCAAGUCUCAUAGUUGGUGUCACGCUCAAGAAUUUGUAAAUAUUUUAUAAAUCUAUGUCACAUAAGUAUUAUAUAAAAUGUUUUAUGUUGAUAAUUUUUAAAUUUUGUUGCACUUGAUAUUUCUGUGAUUCAUUUACAAUUUUGUUUAAGGAAAUUGUGCAUAACUAAAUGAAACUUAGCAAAAGAUUUUUAGCAUAAAUUUUUUUUGAGUUAUUGCUAUUAUUAUUUAUGAUUUUAUUAUUGUAAUCAUCAUCUAGCUAUAAAAAAUCUUUAAGAACUUCUAGUUAAAUGUUAGUUUACAUUAUGAAGUAUAAAUAUGUAAUCAUUGCAACUCAAAGCUUUAACUUGAUAUUCAAUAUUUGUGUUUUAACAAAUUUUCUACUAUAAAGUUUUAACUAUUUCUAUUUGCUGUUUUGUAAUGUCAAUAAUAAUGUAGCUUUUUUACCAGGAAAGAAAAAAAAAGAACAGGAGAAUCUAUUAUCCUAACAUUUAUAUAUUUGUACAAAUAAUACAAUUUUUGCUAGUAUUUGUAAAGACGUAAAUGUUAUGUUUUGUUUCAGUAAAUUCAUUAACUGUUCAAAAUUCUCUGCACUCUUAGUUGCGUGUUAUACUGUGAAAUUCCUAACUUCUUUCAUCAGAAAUAUAGCUAUUAUUUCAUAUUCAAGAAAUGCUAUAAGCCUUUCUAAAUAAUUUACAAGGUUACUUCUCCUAUAGUACUGUUAAAAUUAACUGUUUGAAUAUCUUGAAACAAUUAAUUUCCUCAAAAGUUUCUGCAUUCUUAGUUCUGUGUUUCAUUUUGCUAUGAAAUUCUCAACUUUUUUCAUCACAAAUGUAGCUAUUAUUUUAUACUCAAGAAAUGCUUUAAACCUAUAUAAUUAAUUUACAAGAUUACUUCUGAUAUAGUAUUAUUAAAAUUAACUUGGUGAAAUCUUGAAACCAUUUUUGCAGAAAAAUUUGUUAAUACUGUUCUUUUUUGAAAUAAUCCAUUGUAAUUUACUAUUUAUUUAAAUACAUAAUUUAAUACUUUAUAUAGAUUUUGAUAAAAAAUUUGUUUUUUCUCAAAAAAGAUGUAUAUUCUGGUUUAUUUUCAAGUUGAUAAAAAUUGCUAGUUAAGUUUGACAAGUUGUUUAUUUCUACCUUAUCAUUUAAUUGCUAAUAAAAUAGUUGUAGAGCAUA
Molecule: messenger RNA, 1552 nt
Organism: Parasteatoda tepidariorum (common house spider)
Lineage: Eukaryota; Metazoa; Arthropoda; Arachnida; Araneae; Theridiidae
Gene: Svip
Product: small VCP interacting protein
Biological process (GO): negative regulation of retrograde protein transport, ER to cytosol; negative regulation of ERAD pathway; negative regulation of VCP-NPL4-UFD1 AAA ATPase complex assembly
Cellular component (GO): endoplasmic reticulum membrane
Source: RefSeq, a predicted model, not a curated record